This is a messenger RNA of Thyridium curvatum, 1719 nucleotides long. RefSeq lists its product as uncharacterized. The transcript is spliced from 2 exons. Lineage: Eukaryota; Fungi; Ascomycota; Sordariomycetes; Thyridiales; Thyridiaceae. The record is from RefSeq and is a predicted model, not a curated record. Bases 1 to 1719 code for a protein of 572 amino acids.
AUGUCUCUGCCUCAGUCGGCUAUCCGGCCUGUCUUGCCCCAGGAGGUGGUGACAGCACUCUCCGAGCUUGGCGCAACCAGCCCUACCGCGAGGAUGUUCCAUGACGGCGCAGAUGCUGUCGACUUGCUGUUCAGCUGCCUUCCCAUCUGGGAAUCCGACCCCUAUCCCAAACUGGUGGCGGAGAUCAUGUGGCUUGGCGAGGUUUCGUCACUGGUAUCCGUGUCCAACAAGAUCCUCAAUGUAAUCACGGUGUUCCUUCACGUCAUUUCAACCCGUCCGUCUACGGACCCAGACUCGAAUUUCCUUCGCGAGUGUGCCGAGGAGGCCCUCCAGAUCCACGAGCCCGCGGCCGAGCGAUGCUAUAUUACCUACAAUGCCUACGAGUUCGCCCUAGACCUUGCACACCUUUCAAUCAAGACUCCGGCGUCGCCUAUCGCAGCUCACUUGGGCAAGAAAGCCCAACAGAUGGCCUACUAUCGAUGGCUCGCGUACGGACGCAAGGACGAACUUCACCCUCGGGCUCUCAUGCGGCAGACCGGCCCGACACAACCGGUCUGCAAGGCCUUUCUCCCGGACGAUUCCGACGUCAAGUGCAAGGGCUGUGGCAUGGGUGGCGGCACCUUAUUCACUUGCAGCGGUUGCCUCGUCAGCAAGGAUGGCCACGCCGCCUUCCGGACGGCUUACUGCAGCAGGGAAUGUCAGACCAAUGACUGGCAGCGCCACCGGGCUUCAUGCCGGGAGCUGCGACGCAUCAACCGAGCAGCUACCUUGUAUCACGAACUGCUUCUUCAUUUGUACAAAUCGGCUCACUACAGGGGCAUCGGGAGCAUCUCGGAGGAGGAUGGCUUCAUCUACGUCAAGUACCGGAACGAUGAAGAGGUUCACUACACCGAAAAGUCCAACUUGCGCCAGUUCCCUGAACACCUGGCUCCUAGCCCCGAAGUUGCGAAUGCGGUCGUGAUGGCCGGAAAGACCACCACCGACAACCAUUUCGGAGUGAUGGAGAAGCUGUUCAAUGCCAUCUUCAAGGGCACCUUCUGGAGAGAGGAGCGAGUGAGCGUACUGCCGAAGAACGUCGCCUUUGUGGUGGAGAGAGACCUUGUCAACGUGACCCGAAGUCUCCUCUCUUCCCUGGAGAUGCACGAGGUGGUGCGAAUCACCACUUUGUCAGGAUUGGACAUCGCGUUCGAUCCUUGCGGCUGCCUUCACGGCUGGAAAGAGCUCAUCUCGCCCUGGGCAAAGUACGAGAAGCACCGAAUCGCCAUGGCCUAUCCCGAGCAUGAGCAGUUCAAGGCACUCGAGGCGGCCACAGUUCGCCUGGAAGGCCUUUGGUGGAUACCAGAUGUAGAGUCCAGCCAAGUUGAACUUGUUUCAACUAUGGUCGAUGCCCUCCAAACCCAAGCUCGGUCCAUCUCGGGCGGUGGAGAGAUGUUGACGGUCCUCAAUCUUAACAACUCUGAUGAGUUUCAGCGAGCUCGAGCUCACCUCUUGGAUAGCGGCAAGACAGCCGCCGAUACCAAGGCUUGCGCAGUCCGCGGCGACCCGACCUAUCAGACCUACAUCACACGGAAUGGAUGGGUGAAGCGAAUCGGAUCGCAGGAGAUGUACGACAAGCUGAAGCAGGUCUGGCUGACCGACGAGCUCUACGAGGAGGUCAAGGAUGAUCCCGCCAAACUCAAAGAACUCUGGGCCGAGCGGCUUGGAAAUGUCGGUCUUUGA